ACGGCAAGGCAACGCCUGUCUUGAAUGGCGGUUGGUUAACCCUUCGUCGAGUUGGCAGAACUUCCGCUUUGCUUGGCGUUCCGCUGCCGGGUUCAGGCUUUGGCUUCGUUAAUUCCCUCACAGCGACUUGGGCGAGAGACGCAGGCCUCGCCUUCAGCGAAAGAAAGAAGCGUCUGAGCGGGUUACUGAAAAUUGGAGGGGUUUAAGUAGGUACGAGGAUGAAGCUGUAUAGCCUAAGUGUACUUUACAAAGGAGAUCCCAAAGUGCAUUUACUGAAAGCUGCCUAUGAUGUGUCAUCAUUUAGUUUUUUCCAACGAUCCAGUGUUCAAGAAUUUAUGACCUUCACAAGUCAACUGAUAGUAGAGCGUUCAGACCUAGGCAGCAGAGCUUCUGUAAAAGAACAAGAGUACCUCUGUCAUGUUUAUGUGCGCAAUGAUGGGUUGGCUGGAGUGGUGAUUGCAGACAAUGAAUACCCACCACGGGUCUGCUUCACAUUGUUGGACAAGGUGCUGGAUGAGUUCUCCAGGCAAGUUAACAGAAUAGACUGGCCCUCUGGAUCCCCAUCGACAAUAGACUACACAGCACUUGACAGUUACCUUAGUAAAUACCAGAAUCCCCGGGAUGCUGAUGCAAUGACGAAAGUACAAGCAGAGCUGGACGAGACCAAAAUCAUCUUGCACAAUACCAUGGAGUCUUUGUUAGAACGAGGAGAGAAGCUGGAUGACUUGGUGUCCAAAUCAGAGGUCCUUGGAACUCAGUCAAAAGCCUUCUACAAAACUGCGCGAAAGCAGAACUCAUGCUGUGAAAUCAUGUGACCCUGUCAGCUCUGUCCCAUCUUCUGCUCUGGACUCUCAGGCCUUCACUCACAUUCAGCACUCCAGAAAAGAGGCAACGAGAAGAUGUAUCCAAAACUACUUACGAUGGCAAUCCUUGUUUCCGGCGUUAGCCACUUUAGCCAGACUGGAUGCCUGGAAUGGGACACAAUCUUGUGGUUCGUGAAUUUAAAACAAUAUUUUAUUCCCCCACUUUGGAAAGAAGGCAUUUUGGACUCCAGGAUGUCUCUGUGAUGGGAGUGAACAUAACUGUACUUUCCCCACUGGCCUGAAGGGGCACUGUCAGUUCUGGCAGUCUGGUUGGUGGUCACUAUUGAACUGUGUGUGGGGUUCCUUUGCCCUGCUUCUUUCUGAAACCUGCGAUUGGCUGUGGACUUGUUCUGUAUUGAUCACUGUUUGCUCAUGUAAAACUAGGAAAGCCAUCUGAAGGUCACAAGCCAGUCCUGAAUCUAGUUUCAGGACUCUGUGCUAUACCUGGUAACAAUGAGGAGUUUCCCUCUGGGCUAAAAUCUCCUAUGCUAGUUGUGGAGGAAAGGCAGAAACUUUGUCAAUCUGUCACCUCAUUCAGAGUCGCUCUUUGUUGACUGAUAUGCUGGGGGGAGACACCUGGGGUGGGCUGAGAACUGGUGCUGGUUUUUUAAAUGAACAGAGGGGCUCCAUGGGGGUGGGGGAAAGGGUUCAUUUGAGUGAAGUUGCUUGAAAUUCUUCUUCCUUGGCUGAAGAUGGGAAGCUCUUCCUGUGCUAGGACUGUGUUUGCCAACAUGAGAGACACCUGUCGGUCGAUGGGUUUUCACAAUUUACACUACUGCCCUUUGUCCAGUGCAGGGUUUUUUUUAAGAAGGCACAAUGCUCUGCAGCUUCACCUGAAAAUUUGCACCUCAGAACUGAUUUGAGGUUGGCUUAUCCGUGGGUUCUAUUCGGUGGCUUGUGUUGUUUUGCUAUGCAGCCUGGUUAUCCUCCUGCACCGGCACUGCUGUGCAGCCUGGUUAUCCUCCUGCACCGGCACUGCUGUGUCAUGGCUAUUUGGUAGUGCCUGUGCUAUAGUAUUGACCUGUAGCCAUUUGUUGAUGGCAUUUGUGGUGAUAACCAGAAGCAUUAUCUGCUGCUCUCCGUUAGGAGCUGUGCCAGAGUUCUGUGAAGUUUGACCCAUCUUAGCCUCCGAAGUUGUGUUACUUGAUGUUGUCUUGUGAUGUUCUUAGCUGGCUCUACAUGCCUCCUUCCUGGAGGGCUUGUUCCUGCCUGCUAGUCUUGUGUAAGUACUAGAUGUUGUUUUAGUACUCUUCUUUCUAUCAGCGAUGCCUGAGUUCUGAGGUCUGCCCUACCAUGGGAGGCAGGGAGACUGUUCUGCAAUUGAAUUUUCCUGUUUGAUUUAACCUAUCUCUCUUGCAGCAAGGUUAGGUGGGAAUGUUUGUGCACAUGCAUGUGCACCAAGGUGAGAGAUACAAUGCUUCAAAUAGAUUUGUGGCUGGAAAGGGACCUGAUGAACGAGAAGUGGUAGUAAGCAGGGCUGCAUUGUAAGUCAAUAGUAUUGUGGGUGGGUCAGCACAAGACUGACAUCAGACAGGGUAUUCCCCGCCCCCCCAAAAAAGAGAAAUAACCAGCGUUCAUCUGGAUAGUUGGGGUGGUCACUGAAAAAGAGAGGGGGGUCAGUUUCCUUGUGCCAUCCUACAGAAACCUGUCCUUAAAUGUUAGUAGCAGAUGCAGUCUGUCUGGGCAAAGUGGAGGCUUGCUGACUGAAUUGCAAGGAAGAAUGCCAUCCUGGCCUUUGUUCUCUUUCUUCACACUUGAAAGGCAUAUGGCUAUUUUUUGCAUUUGUGUCCUAUUCUAACUGCCUUUAAUUCUUGCAACCAGUGGUUACCAAAUUGCAAAUCUCUUACUACUUAAUCACCUGCUGAUAAAAAGCAUUAACAUUGAGCUCAGAGCUUUGUAGGCAUGAAGCAGGCUAACUGAGCAACCUAGAGCUUUAAUAAGCUUCUGUUUAUCUUAGAUGGCCUAUAUGGGAGGGGCGGGGGUGGUCCCGGGACUUUGGCAGCUUGGCUGCAUUUAUGUGCUCUCUGUCGCCAGUCUUCUUAGGGAAAGGGGUUGGGUUAAAGGUUGCACCAGAGGUAGUCUCUGCUUGAACUGGCAUGUAAGGUUGCAUGGGUAAGAUCCAACGCAACAUCUCUCUUGAUGCCAGUGUGAUUGCCUUAAUUAUUCUUUCUUCCCUCUCUACUUCAGAUCUAGGCCCAGGGCUGUUGUGUUUUUCUGUAAAGCCAUCUUCUGCAGUAGCCAGUUUAGUUUCUGGGCUGUUGCAGGGGCUUCGAUCAUAACAAGCAUUCCUAAUAGACAGGGGUGGGUAGAGAGCUGCUGUGAGUUCUGUGCUUUCUUACUUCAGAAGAGAGCUGUUCUUCCCACUCAGCAUGGUUUGAAUGAAAACUGGACUUAGAACUUGCCAAGAGAAGUAAAGAGCAAACUGGUUUAGUUACUGUUUUCUGCUAUGUUAAUGUGCUCAUAUCUAAUCCCGUUCUCCUUCUAAUGGGGAAGCUUCUACUUAAAAACUGUAUUUUAAUAAAUAUUGCCUAACUUUU
Molecule: messenger RNA, 3400 nt
Organism: Heteronotia binoei (common prickly gecko)
Lineage: Eukaryota; Metazoa; Chordata; Lepidosauria; Squamata; Gekkonidae
Gene: YKT6
Product: YKT6 v-SNARE homolog
Exons: 8
Coding region: 219-815 (198 amino acids)
Biological process (GO): endoplasmic reticulum to Golgi vesicle-mediated transport
Cellular component (GO): Golgi apparatus
Molecular function (GO): SNAP receptor activity
Source: RefSeq, a predicted model, not a curated record